AUGUCCGAUAAAUACGAUUCGCUUUUGGAAAAAGUCCGCAACCUAGAAGAGCAAAACAGUGCUUACUACAAGCGUAUUCAAGAAUUAGAAGAGAAAUUCGAGCGUGAAACCCAUGCUACGAAAAUUGAAUUACGCAACGUCCCAAAGGAAACUCAUGAAACCAAGGAUGAUUUAUUAAAUAUUCUGAAAAAGACAGGUGGAGUCCUGGGUUCAACACUUCAACAGUCGGACGUGAAAAAUAUAUAUAGAAUUAAUACUAAAAACGAGGGAAAUAAGCCAAUUAUAGCAGACUUUACAAGCUGCCUUACGAAGGAUAAAUUUAUCUCAAACCUUAAAAAAUACAACAAAACUCAUGCCAACAAUAAGCUGAAUACAAAAGAUAUUUCAAUGGACGGACCGGCAAAACCUAUUUACAUCUCGGACAACUUACCACAAAAAACGAGGCAGCUGUUUGCAGCUGGGAGAGAUUUUGCGAAGAAAAAUAAUUACGUCUUCUGUUGGACCUCAGUUGGAAGAGUAUACUUAAAGAAAUCUGAGCAAUCCAAGCCUAUCCUGAUCAAGUGUCACGAAGACCUUAAUAAGAUGUCUACCGAAUGA
Parnassius apollo (apollo) is the source of this 597-nucleotide messenger RNA. NCBI's taxonomy places the organism in Eukaryota, Metazoa, Arthropoda, Insecta, Lepidoptera, Papilionidae. The record is from the annotation of a GenBank genome assembly.